This is a messenger RNA of Engraulis encrasicolus (European anchovy), 1182 nucleotides long. Its product is annotated as septin-4-like. NCBI's taxonomy places the organism in Eukaryota, Metazoa, Chordata, Actinopteri, Clupeiformes, Engraulidae. Gene Ontology annotation, molecular function: GTP binding; GTPase activity; molecular adaptor activity. The record is from RefSeq and is a predicted model, not a curated record. The transcript is spliced from 10 exons. Gene Ontology annotation, biological process: regulation of exocytosis; intracellular protein localization; cytoskeleton-dependent cytokinesis. Bases 274 to 1077 code for a protein of 267 amino acids. Gene Ontology annotation, cellular component: cell division site; septin ring; microtubule cytoskeleton.
UGUGACAUUACUGUCACUGAAGAGAAAGUCGAGGUCAUCGAGGGCGAUAAAGAAUCGCAGGCUCCGCCCGUCCAGGACGGCGACCACUCUGCUGCCAUCGAGAUAGUUGACUCCAGAGUCUCCACUCCGAUCCCUCUGCGGCCCAGGAGCCCGUGGGGCGUACACGACCCCUACCGCUCGCAGGAGGAGAUUGGGAGGGCGUUUGUGGGCUUUGCCUCUCUGCCUCACCAGAUUCACAGGAAGAGUGUGAAAAAAGGCUUUGACUUCACACUCAUGGUAGUAGGGGAAUCAGGCUUGGGGAAGUCCACCCUGAUCAACAGCCUGUUCCUGACUGACCUCUACAGUGGCCGGACUCAGCCCUCUGCUGACGAGAAGAUCAUGAGGACCGUGAGCAUCGGCAAGAAGACAGUGGACAUCCAGGAGAAGGGCGUCAGGUUGAAGCUCACUCUGGUGGACACGCCGGGCUUUGGGGACGCGCUGGACAACACGGAGAGCUUUUAUCCAAUACUGGACUACAUUGAUCAGCAGUUUGAGCAGUACCGCAUGGAUGAGAUGGGCAUGCACCGCACGCAGAUCAGAGACCAGCGCGUCCACUGCUGCCUCUACUUCAUAUCUCCAUAUGGACACGGUCUUAAACCCUUAGAUGUGGAGUGCAUGAGACAGCUGCAAGACAAGGUCAACAUCAUUCCUGUCAUCGCUAAAGCCGACUGCCUCACCCCGGCCGAACUGCGACACAAGAAAGACCUAAUCCGGUGUGAGAUUGACCACUAUCAGAUCAAGACCUUCCAGUUCGCAGACUGCGACUCUGAUGACGACUCUGAAUGGGUAAAACAGGACAGCGAUAUGAAGAGCAGCAUCCCCUUCGCUGUGGUGGGGAGCACUACAGUGGUGAGAGACAGCAUGAGGAACAUCAACGUCAGAGUGCGGCCUUACCCAUGGGGCAUGGUCGAAGUUGAGAACCCGGCCCACAGUGACCUGGUCCACCUGCGCUCCAUGCUGGUGAGGACCCACAUGCAGGACCUGAAGGAGAAGACCAACGACCAGCUCUACGAGCAGUAUCGCAUCAGCUGCAUGUAGCUAACCAGCUAUACGAGCAUCAGCUGCAUGUAAUACAGGGAUGAAGUCAUCUAGACAGAGGAGUAUCAUGGCGGCAUCAAUAAACUGCAUUCAAUCAAUUCUCAA